This is a messenger RNA of Sinocyclocheilus rhinocerous, 5095 nucleotides long. Its product is annotated as clathrin coat assembly protein AP180-like. Bases 767 to 3511 code for a protein of 914 amino acids. Gene Ontology annotation, cellular component: clathrin-coated pit; clathrin-coated vesicle; synaptic vesicle. The record is from RefSeq and is a predicted model, not a curated record. The transcript is spliced from 29 exons. Gene Ontology annotation, molecular function: 1-phosphatidylinositol binding; clathrin heavy chain binding; SNARE binding. Lineage: Eukaryota; Metazoa; Chordata; Actinopteri; Cypriniformes; Cyprinidae. Gene Ontology annotation, biological process: clathrin-dependent endocytosis; synaptic vesicle budding from presynaptic endocytic zone membrane; clathrin coat assembly.
ACGCAAUCUGGGUUUUUAAUGACGUGUGACUUGACUCAUGCGAGGGGGCGGAGUGAUAGCACAAAUAAAUAAAUAUCGAGUCCAGCGGGGACCGCGGCUUCCCGUUAUCGCUGCGUUUCAUCCUCCUAGUUCAGCAAUUGUUCAAACCUGGACAUAGCCACGGGGUGAAGGAAAAGGAAGGCGAGCGGUUUUUAGAGAUGAGGAGAACAACGCAAGCCGUUUGAAGGUUUGGGUGACUGCACAUCGAGCGGGGUUUUUUCAGGAAGAUUAGUCCUUGAUCUGGAGGAGGAGAGAAGGACGACUGGUCGAGCCGAGCAUCAUCGUAACAGCCUCUUCCAAUACAACGCGGAAAUAACGAGGAAUAUCUUUUAAGACUUUAUAAAAAUUGUCUUUUAUAACCUUAAAGCUCAUCGUUUACUCUUUAUAAAUAACUAUUUGCGGUUGAAAUAGUCAUUACGCAUCUCAUAUGCUCCCGCAUCCCCACGAGGCGAAUACACGGCGCAGGCGUUGACCUGAAAUGUAUAUUAUAGUAAACACAGAGUCUCGCUCUGUAUGAUUUAGUAUUGCCUUAAAUAUGUCCGUUGCUCAUCAUCCAUGGUAAAGACUUUAUCUCAGCUUGGUCUUGAUAACAAUCACAUCGUAUUAAUAUCGCAAAUUGUGGUCGAGAAUCCAUUUUAAAGGGCCUCGUUCUUGUGGACGCUUUGGAACAUCUCGACGCGUCUCUUUAUACGGGAAUAAGGGCGUUUGAAUCCGCGAGGGACGGGAGAUGUCGGGUCAGACUUUGACGGACCGCAUCGCCGCGGCGCAGUACAGCCUCACGGGAUCCGAGGUGGCUCGUGCGGUGUGUAAAGCGACCACGCAUGAAGUGAUGGCACCUAAAAAAAAACAUCUCGAAUACUUGAUCCAGGCAACCCAGGAGUCCAAUGUCAAUAUUCCCCAGAUGGCUGAUACCCUGUUUGAGAGAGCGGGAAAUGCCAGCUGGAUUGUGGUCUUCAAGGCUUUGGUCACCACUCACCACCUGAUGGUCCAUGGCAAUGAGAAGUUCAUCCAGUACCUGGCCUCCAGGAACACCCUAUUCAAUCUUAGUAAUUUUUUGGACAAAACUGGCUCUCAUGGUUACGACAUGUCAACAUUUAUCAGACGCUACAGCAGGUAUCUGAACGAGAAAGCGUUUGCCUACAGACAGAUGGCUUUUGACUUUGGCCGAGUGAAGAAAGGUGCUGAUGGUGUGAUGAGAACAAUGUCUACUGACAAGCUCUUGAAAGGCAUGCCCACACUGCAGAGUCAGAUCGAUGCUCUGCUGGAGUUUGAUGUUAAUCCAAAAGAUCUUGCCAAUGGGGUGAUCAAUGCUGCCUUCCUGUUGCUUUUCAAGGAUCUGAUCAAGUUGUACGCCUGCUACAAUGAUGGCAUCAUUAAUCUCUUAGAGAAAUUUUUCCAGAUGAAGAAAGGACAAUGCAAAGAUGCAUUGGAAAUCUAUAAAAGAUUCUUGACACGAAUGACCAGAGUCUCAGAGUUCCUCAGAAUCGCUGAGCAAGUGGGAAUUGACAAAAACGAUAUUCCUGAACUUACACAGGCCCCUGAGAGUCUUCUGGAAUCUCUGGAGACACAUCUCAACACGCUCGAGGGGAAGAAAGUUGAUGAGUCACCGACUAAGAAGGGAUCUCCAACAAAUAAUGGAACACCUGCUGGUACCCCUGCAAAAAACGCAGAGCCCACCGCUGCAGCAGCUGCGGUUACUGAGACCGCCGCAGCAGAGCCUGCAAAAGCAGCAUCAGCUACAACCACCAUCAAUAGCGGCUUUAAUGAUCUAGUGGAUUUUGAUCUGUUGGCUCCAACCACAGGGGCUUCAGCGGCUCCCACAGCAUCAUGGGGAGAUCUGCUUUGUGAGGACUCUCUGGCCGCUCCUGCUGCUGCUGCCGCUAGCUCUGAAGCGCCCCUUUCUGAGGCUGACUCUGCCUCUGCCGCAGCCUCUGCUAUCGAACCAGUAGCUGACGCCAUCGCUGCCCCGGCCGCUGCCUCGCUGCCAGUGCCUGCCCCCGCUGCCGCCAUCUCAGACAUGGAUCUGUUUGGAGACGCAUUUGCGCCCUCCCCAGGCGAUGGUCCGAGCGAGGGUGUGGCCCCAGCAGCUGCUGCCGAUGCAUGUGCCGGAUCUGACCCCUGGGCUCCAUCGGAGGGUAGUGCAAGCAUUGCCCCAGAGCUGGACCUCUUUGCCAUGAAGCCGGUAGAGAGUGUCGCUGCCGCAGCAUCCCCUACUAGCGCCGAGCCGAGCAUCUCGCCAACAGCAGCCCCAGCUACCCCUUCUCCUCCCACUGCUACUGCUACCGCCACCACCACUACCAUCACCACAUCCGCUACAACUGAGUCCACUGCCCCGCCAACACUAGACCUCUUUAGUGAUAUGUUUGAUUCUAUGCCUGAGCAAAGCUCCUCCUCAGAGCCCAAAGCAACCACUCCUAGUGUAGACCUAUUUGGUGCAGAUCUUCCCGCUGUCUCACGUGGGCCUUCACCUUUGCCUGAGGCCAGUGUGACUGGUGACCUCUUGUCUGACUCAUUUGUUGCUCCAGUGGCUCCUGUCUCUCCUUCUAAAGCCGAACCUGGACCUGUGCUGGACCUCCUUGACACAUUUGGUGACACUACUGGGGAGACCCAGUCCGCUGCUCCUGGAGCACCAUCAGGUGACCUGCUUGGAGGGUUGAUUUCACCGGUCACCCCCACAGUUACACCAACCCCAGCACCAGUGCCAUCCUCAGCCCCAGCUGACCUGCUGGAGUCUGCUUUUGAUGCCUUUGGCUCUGAGCUGGUAUCCGCCACACCAGCGGCGGCAGACUGUGCCCCUGCCACCGCAGCGCCCUCUGGUGGCUUUGACACAUCAGUGUUUGAUGGAUUAGGAGAACUUCUGAUACCAGCCAUAACGCCUCAGAGCACAGGCGGGACCCCCAUGGCUGCAGCGAGCACGCCGUUGACACCUGGAAUUGUGCCCACCACUGGGCCGACAAUGGCUCCAGCCAUGGCACCAGCAAUGGCCCCAACAAUGGCACCCACAGCAGCUGCCCAACCAAUCAAACCUAUUGGAGGAGACUUAGACUUUUCACUCGCCAAUUUGGUCGGAAACUUGGGGGUGGGAAGCCAAAAGAAGGACAACCAGUGGAAUGAGAAGAAGCUGACAGGAGGAGCUAACUGGACCCCUCAGGUCGCCCCUACUAGCUGGGGCACACCUGGCGCUCAGAUGUCUGGCUCUGCCCCUGGAGCCCCCGGAGCUGGCGCCCCACCUGGAGCAAUGGCACCACCCAUGGGAGCACAGCCUGGCUUUGGCAUGGCUCCAGCAGCAGGAGCUCCCAUGAUGCCCCAGCCCGUGAUGAUGGGUCAGCCCAUGAUGAGACCACCAUUUACUGGGCAAGCAGCAACAGGAACACCCGGAGCACCAUUGUCUCCAGGGCCAGCUGCUCAGAGCCCCAAAAAACCUCCCACCAAGGACCCCCUUGCAGAACUCAACAUCAAGGACUUCUUAUAAUUUCCCAGUAUUUGUUUUCUCAAAGACUGAGCUCCAGUGCGAGAAGUCUGCUGUCUGUUUGCACCCCCAGACACCUGAGGAGCUGCAGCUAGAUAUCCACUGACCCCGCCCCAAACCCCGCCCACACUGCCCCACCCAGCCUUCCUGUGUCAUGUUGUAGCACAAACCGAGAAGUGAAUCAUAGAGAAAACAAGCCGAAAAAUGAAGAAGUGCAUAUUUCAAUGUUAUCCUUUGUUUUGAAUGAAACGGAAUAAAAUUAAGAAAAACACACAAAUGAAAAUGAAGGAUUAAAAAAGAUGUGUAUGUAUGUCUUUUCCAGUGUUUACGUCUGAAAUGAAUGAUGUGUGUAUGUUGAUCCCCUCAACUUCUGGUUCCUCUAGGACUUCCCUUUUGGGGUCAGAGGUCCUAAACAGGUUGUGGAAGCACUUUCUGUUGUAUGUUAGUUUUGGAACAGUGUGCAAUGUAUCAUUCGCAGAAAGUACUCUAUGUAUUUUAUCCUCAUUGACCAAAAAAGGUCUCUCCUCUGCUCAAAUUUUUAUCUGUGGACGACUUAUUGAUGUGAACCUGGUACUCGGAUUAUAAGACAUGCUGUUGUCAUCUCCCAUCAUUGAUUGACAUGUUUGUUUACAAAUAAUAAAUAUAUUAAAUCUAAAUAUGUAUGAAUUAUGUAUAAAUGAAUAACAUAUCCAGGCUCCUCUAUCCUAGAUAACCCUCUUGGUGAUUACAUGUAAUUUUUGUAUUUUAACUGGUAUUUAUUUUUCAGAUAUAUACGUAUUUUUUGAUUCUUUGGUUUGAAUUUAAUUGAAUUGUCAGUUCACGGUUUAAAUACUCUCUUUGGACUUCCCCAAGAAAAUAACCUCAGCAAAUUUUGACUUUAAUUCACUUAAUCUCAGACGAUCUCUAAGAAAGGCCUUUUGCAGUAUCUUAAAAUAACAAAUGUACAGCGACUUGUUAAACUGGUGAUGUUUCCCAAAAAAGCCCCCAAGAUUUCACAGUUGUAGUCAGUGGAAUGCUGUGUUUGAGUGUCAUAGUUACUUGUGCUUGUAUGAAAUCCAAAUUGAAGCUGGUACAUGUAGUGUUUUUUUUUGUAUAAUUGUAGAAGUACCCAUCCAUAUGUUUGGUUCUCAGUCUUUCCUGCUCAUACUAUAUUAUGAACCCUGACCCUUGUUUGUUACAUGUAACGGUUGAUUCAUGCUCCCUCUAUUGGUGAGUGGUGGUACUGUAGAUUGCACAGCAAAAUAGAGUGUGGAGGAGAUAAAUUGGAUGAAAAUACCUGAUUUCAUAGAAACUAGAGCGUAGGUUCAUUAGCAGAGAUAAACUCUUAGAUCUGUUAGAAGUUUUCAGGAGGUCACUGCUAAACAGUGUUACAGAAAGGUCUGAUUGACAGCCCUGUAUGCCCGAGUCUCUGUAACUCACUCUCCCUGUUAGAUCUCUUGUGGAAAUGACAAAGGCAGAUCUUUGGACAUCUCUUUUGUAAUUCUCUUCAAAUAUUUUUUAUUUUGAUUUAUUGAUUCAUAUUUGACACCCCUACAUAGUGCAUGUAAGCCCUUUGAGAUGCAAUAAACACUGAUGGGAAGAAAUGCC